AUGGCUACUAUCCCCCCCAGGCCCCUCCACCCCGAGAUCCUCUACGCUGAGCGCUCUUCGGAGACUGAGCCCGAGAAGAACAUCAUCUACUUGACCAUCAACGUCGCGGACAUCAACGGCGAGCCCCGCCUCGACAUCACCAAGGACCAGAUCUCCUUCAGCGCCGUGUCGGGCACUCCCGACAAGGGCAUUCCCACCAAGGAGUGGGCCUUUGACCUUGACCUGUGGGGAGAGAUCGACCCCACCAAGACCAAGAAGGUCGUCCACGGCCGUGCCGUCGUCCUUGUCCUCCAGAAGAAGGAGCUCCGCGCCGAGUACUGGCCCCGCCUCACGAAGGAGAAGCCCAACCGCAAUUGGAUCCGCACCGACUUUGCUAAGUGGGUCGACGAGGACGAGCAGGAGGGCGAGGAGCUUGAGGCCCCCGACGCCGGAAUGGGCGGCGGUAUGCCCGGUAUGCCCGGUAUGGGCGGCAUGGGCGGUAUGCCUGGCAUGGGUGGCAUGGGCGGCAUGGGCGGCGGUGGCAUGGAGGACCUCAUGGCCCAGAUGGGCGGCAUGGGCGGCAUGAUGGGCGGCAUGGGUGGUGCCGGCGGUGGCAUGCCCGGCGGCAUGGACUUUGCCAAGCUCAUGGAGCAGAUGGGCGGUGCCGGUGCCCUCGGCGGUGGCAUGCCCGAUGGUGACGACCUCGACGAGGUGGACGACGCCGCGCCUGCGGCCAAGGAGGUCGUCGAGGACGUCCAGGUCGAGGAGGUCGAGUAA
Molecule: messenger RNA, 756 nt
Organism: Apiotrichum porosum
Lineage: Eukaryota; Fungi; Basidiomycota; Tremellomycetes; Trichosporonales; Trichosporonaceae
Exons: 6
Coding region: 1-756 (251 amino acids)
Biological process (GO): chaperone-mediated protein complex assembly; protein folding
Cellular component (GO): cytosol; nucleus
Molecular function (GO): Hsp90 protein binding; protein-folding chaperone binding
Source: RefSeq, a predicted model, not a curated record